Messenger RNA from Fusarium subglutinans, 939 nucleotides. RefSeq names its product ac transposable element-derived 4. The transcript is spliced from 4 exons. NCBI's taxonomy places the organism in Eukaryota, Fungi, Ascomycota, Sordariomycetes, Hypocreales, Nectriaceae. Bases 1 to 939 code for a protein of 312 amino acids. The record is from RefSeq and is a predicted model, not a curated record.
AUGACUUCCCAAGCUACUCUAGCUGGAGCACAAGAUAUCUGUGAAAUAGAUGACCGCAGCUUCCACACGCACUUACAGCGUGCAGCUGAUGACCCCACCGGGGUACCUGAUUUUCUGCCCGAAGAGGCCGGCGAUAGCUUCACUCCUUUCAAUGUAGGAAAUCGUGACUUUUACAUUAAUAUGCGACCGCCAACACCACUCCAAUUAUCCCAGCUUUUCGUACCUAUUUCCCUUAUCCAGAGCUGGAUUAAAUACAUUAACGCCUGGGUCACUCAUCUCAUCGAAAACGGCGUUAUUGACAACUGGAAUACACCCCUAAAGCCCUGGUCAAGGAUACUCAAAUGGGAGGGCAUCUUCACCGCAACAACACUAGGGGCUCAAGUCCCUUUGCACCCUAUCACCAAAUUUAUGCCGUUAAAUAAGUUCCUUCUUAUUACACGCUUCAUCCGCACUUUCGACCACACACAGCUCGAUGUGAGCGAUGAGAUGGAUCUUCCGAAGAUUUGGGUCGUUGCUCAACACGGCUCCUUUAUGCGUUGGCUUUGGCAUGUGAAAGCAACACCGUACAAAGCAGUUAUCGUCAAGCUGCCCCCACCGCACGAGCCAAAGGGGAAGCAGGGAAAGCUGGAGACUACGGUUGCCCUGAGUAAUACACAGAGUGUCUUUAUUCACCUAUGUAAUAUGCUGCCAAAGAUGACAUAUCACGUCUUCACAGAUAACCUCUUCUCCUCGCCAAAUCUCUUCCGUGCCCUUCGUGAAGCCGGCUGCGGAGCCACAGGCACAGCGCGCCCUAACUACGGCGUCAGCAAGGAGCUGAAAGAUGCCAAAGAGGGAAAAAAGGCAGGCAAAGGCCCUGCCCUUCAGUACAACGAGGUGCGUGCUAUCCCUACAAAGGAUAAGAAGGUCAUUCAAAUCGGCUGGAAAGAUAGCGGCAUUUAG